Nicotiana tabacum (common tobacco) is the source of this 567-nucleotide messenger RNA. The record is from RefSeq and is a predicted model, not a curated record. Lineage: Eukaryota; Viridiplantae; Streptophyta; Magnoliopsida; Solanales; Solanaceae.
UUCAAGUUCAAUCUUCAAAAGUGAGAUCUCUUUUAGUUCGAUCUCACUCAACUACUAAUCCCUACAAUGGCUAGUGACCCUACGAUUCUCAUAAGCAAGAAAUUACUUCUUUCUUUCCUCCUUAUUUCCAUGGUGGUGGCUCCACCACCGGCUAUGGCGGGGAUCACAUGUGACACUGUAUACAACGACCUGCAACCAUGCCUAAGCUACGUGUUGGUUGGUGGAAGCGUGCCGGAAGAAUGCUGCAGUGGGCUUAAAUCUCUUCUUGCUAACGCAACGACCACCCCUGACCGCCAAAGCGCGUGCUCGUGCGUGAAGAAUCUUGCCUCCGCCGCCACCGGAGAAGAAGUUAGCCGCGCCGCUAGUAUCACCGGGCAGUGUGGUGCCAAUGUUCCUUUCAAGAUUAGUCCAGAUGUUGACUGCUCAAAGGUGAACUAAAGAAAUUAAAAGAGGUUGAUGAAUGGAAAAGGGUAACUUAGUAGAAACUCUUUCUAUAUAUAGCAUAUGAGCUACAUAAAAAUGAAAUUUUGUUUUUUUCCUAGUAGUGGAUUAUGUGAGGAAAUCACC